Molecule: messenger RNA, 1935 nt
Organism: Solanum verrucosum
Lineage: Eukaryota; Viridiplantae; Streptophyta; Magnoliopsida; Solanales; Solanaceae
Exons: 3
Coding region: 1-1935 (644 amino acids)
Biological process (GO): DNA integration
Molecular function (GO): zinc ion binding; nucleic acid binding
Source: RefSeq, a predicted model, not a curated record
AUGAAGGAAGGAGAGACCAUUCAUGAAAUGCAUACUAAACUUUCCUCCAUAACCAAUGAGCUACGAAGUCUGGGUGAGCCCAUCAACACUAGUAAGCAAGUUAGGAAGGUUCUUCGAAUUCUUCCAAAGUCCUGGGCAAGCAAAGUAGAUGCUAUCACUGAAGCUAAGGAUUUGAAGGUUUUGACAAUGGAUGCUCUCAUUGGAAACCUCGAGACCCAUGAAAUGAACAUAAAUCAGGACAUCUCAAAGAAGGAAGCCAAGAAAGACAAGUCCUUAGUUCUCAAAAUCACACCAGGAGAAACUUCAAGUGAAAAGUAUGACAUGGCCUAUCUGACCAAGAGAUUUCAGAAAAUUGUGAGAAAGUACAGAGGAUUUAGAAAAGGAGGGAAUCCUCAUAGGGCUGCAUCUGCUAGUGACCUUUGUCACAAGCAGUGUGGAAAGGCAGGCCAUUUCAUAAGAGAUUGCCCAAUACUUAAAGCUAAAAGCAAAGAGUAUCAAAGACCUGGAGGUGAAAAAGAUAAGAGGAGGGACCUGGUACCUGAGAAGAAUGCAAGAAAAGCUACAGCUGACUAUUUUGUGAAGAAAGCUCUUGCUGCUUGGGGGGAUUCCUCAAGUGAGUCAGAAUGCCCUGAUGAUGCAUCAAUGCUGGCGGCUCAAGAUGAUGCUAACGUGUUUGAUGGGUUGUUUGCCCUCAUGGAAAAAUCAGCUGACGAGGACAAUGAAGAUAAGGAACAUUUGACAGUUCUAGAAGCUGAAAAUCUAGAACUUAAAAAUCAAUUGAGCAUAAUGAUUGAGAAAUCUGGGAAAAGAAAAGGGAAGGCCACUAGUUUGCAAGUAGAGCUAGAAGCAAAUCUAAAUACUGCUGAGACCAUACUUACUCUACCCUUGGAAAGAAACGAUCAGAUGGAAAGGGACCUGGUCCAUCUUAAAGAAGAACUUCAGACUUUUCUAAAAUGGACCAGUUCCACCAAACUGCUUUCUAACAUUACCAGUCAAAGCAACUGCAACAGAAAGGGAUUGGGAAGCAGAAGUCAGUGCUGGUUCAUUGACAGUGGAUUCUCAAAGCACAUGAUUGGAAACACCAAAAACUUCCUUUCACUCAAGGCACUUCAAGGCGAAGGUGUCUCUUUUGGCGAUGGAAAAAGAGGGUAUAUCCUUGGAGUUGGCAGGGUUGGAAAUUCUCUUGAAAGCUCUAUUGAAAAUGUGUAUUAUGUGAAUGGGUUAAAGUACAGUCUUCUUAGUGUCUCUCAGAUAUGUGAUAAAGGAAACGAAGUAAGGUUCACAUCAGAAAAUUGCAUUGUCAGCAGUUUGUCUACCAAAAGGGUGAUAUUAACGGCCCGAAGGCAGAAAAACAUGUAUGUGGCAGCACUGGAAAUAGUUCAUGGAGACGAUCAAACAUGCCUAAGUGCUCAAAGUGCAAAUGCCGACUUGUGGCAUAGGAGGCUAGGUCAUGUGAGCUCGUCUUUACUGAACAAGCUGGUUUCUAGGGACCUGGUCGGUGGCUUGCCAAAAUUGAAGUUCAGUGAUAACACAGUGUGUGAUGCAUGUGUCAAAGGGAAGCAGACCAGAUCCUCAUUCAAACCAAAGAAGCAAGUAAGCUCAUCAAGAGUUCUUGAACUGAUGCAUAUGGGUUUGUGUGGGCCUGUGAAAAUCCAAAGUCGAAAUGGAAAAAAGUAUAUUCUGGUGAUAGUGGAUGACUACUCAAGAUUCACGUGGACUAUGUUUCUCAAGUCAAAGUCAGAGACAACUGACGUGCUGAUGAUUUUCUUCAAAAUGAUCCAAACUAAGCUAAAUUGCUUGAUUGCGAUCAGGUCUGACCAUGGAACGAAAUUCGAAAAUGUUAAGCUUGAUGUUUCCUGUGCAAAAAAUGGUAUCAACCAUAACUUCUCAGCCCAGAAAUCCUCAGCAAAAUGGUGUGGUGGAAAGAAAGAAUAG